This is a messenger RNA of Meriones unguiculatus (Mongolian gerbil), 1369 nucleotides long. It is a transcript of the gene Jpt1, whose product is annotated as Jupiter microtubule associated homolog 1. The record is from RefSeq and is a predicted model, not a curated record. The transcript is spliced from 5 exons. Gene Ontology annotation, cellular component: nucleus. Bases 80 to 544 code for a protein of 154 amino acids. Lineage: Eukaryota; Metazoa; Chordata; Mammalia; Rodentia; Muridae.
CUCGCAGAGCUGUCUGCGCCGGUUGUUCCCAGUCCCCUCAGCGGUCUCUCUGCGCCACCCUACCUCUUCCCUCGGCGCCAUGACCACUACCACUACCUUCAAGGGUGUGGACCCCAACAGCAGGAACAGCUCCCGGGUUUUGCGGCCUCCAGGUGGUGGGUCCAAUUUUUCAUUAGGCUUUGAUGAGCCAACAGAACAGCCUGUGAGGAAGAACAAGAUGGCCUCUAGCAUCUUUGGGACACCUGAAGAAAAUCCCCCAUCCUGGGCCAAGUCAGCAGGUGCCAAGUCUAGUGGUGGCAGGGAAGACUCGGAGUCUCCUGGAACACAGAGAAGUAAUUCCUCUGAAGCAAGCUCUGGAGACUACUUAGACCUCAAGGGAGAAGGUGAUAUGCAUGAAAAUGUGGACACAGACUUCCAAGCCAACCUGGGGCAGAUGGAAGAGAAGCCUGUGCCUGCUGCGCCUGUGCCCAGCCCAGUGGCGCCAGCUCCUGCGCCAUCCAGGAGAAAUCCUCCUGGUGGCAAGUCCAGCCUGGUCUUGGGUUAGCUUCUUCUGUUGGAACUCUGUCCUUCUGUUUGUUUUUCCAUGCUUGUGAACUGCACAACGUGAGCCUGACUGUACAUCUUUUGGAUUUGUUUCAUUAAAAGAGAAGCACUUUAUGUACUGCUGUCUUUUUUUUUUUUUUUUUUUUUUUUUCCUUUUCUUUUCUUCCCCUGCUUUCUCUUUCUCUGUCUGACUCCUGGGUCUGAGGGCAUGGCAUGAAUGUUUUCUAGUAGUAGACUGAGUAGUGGGCUGUUUCUAAGAACAAAUGAUCUGUUUCCUGACGUGUUAGAGACUCUUCCACCAGGGCUGUUGAUGCUGUCCUUGGCUGUCUGUGAUGGGAUGGACAGCCACAGGCCCUGCCCUGCAGCCAGUCCACCUGUACCAGCUGUCCAUAGUCAUUGCUCUGCUCUCCUUGGUGUCGCCCCAAUGAGGCAUCCUUUGCUAAGCAGCACCUUCCUGUGCCAUAUGGAAUGAUGAAAGCAGCUGUACCUCACACCCCGCUGCCUGCAAAGCAAAGGAGCUGCCUUUUGUACCCUGAAGAUGCCAGGGGUCACUUUGACUGGCCGGCUGCUGGGCAGAACCACCCAGGUGCACAAGAUGGCUUCAGGUGUACGACCACGCUGCCUUGGAAUUGCAAGGUGAAGCACACAAGGGAGGCAGUCCCAGAGUGGGGCUGUAGGUGCAGGUCCCACAGGGACCUCCUAACGGAAUAACUCAAUGAUGCCAUGUGCAUGAUGCUGGUGCUUGACCACAAAGUCUCAUCCUUGAAGCUUGUACUUCCCAGUCCUGGACUGUUGCUUAAAGUAAAUAAUCCCACCUUUUGAAGCA